This is a messenger RNA of Fusarium tjaetaba, 1065 nucleotides long. RefSeq lists its product as uncharacterized. The record is from RefSeq and is a predicted model, not a curated record. The transcript has 2 exons. Bases 1 to 1065 code for a protein of 354 amino acids. Gene Ontology annotation, cellular component: membrane. Lineage: Eukaryota; Fungi; Ascomycota; Sordariomycetes; Hypocreales; Nectriaceae.
AUGGCAAAUCCAACAAAAGACAAUCUCUAUGGCUACGAUGCCAACCAAAUCCUCCCCAUUAUUGCUUCAGUAAUAAUAGGAAUAUCACUCAUAGGACAUUAUAUCCAGAACACUCGAUACAAGUUCUGGCGAGUUACCUUCUUCAUGUUUUACGCCGGCCUAUUCUUCUGCAUCGGAUGGGUAAUAAGAGCCAUCUCAGUACGAAAACCCGACAGUCUUCCCCUAUACAUGAUCUCGAGCAUCUUCAUCUACCUCGCUCCUCCGGUGUACUCAGCUGCCGAAUACAACACUCUUGGUCGUCUGAUGCACUAUCUACCGAUGCACUCCAUCAUCAACCCGAACCGAAUCGUAUACAUCUUUGUGUUUUUGGGUUCUCUUGUAGAGAUUUUCACUGCCAUUGGUGCCUCGUGGAUAGCAGCUGGUAAUGGUCGACAGGAUAAUGAUCGGCUGAAAUCUGGUGCGACCCUCAUGGCCAUCGCGGUUAUUCUCCAAGGGACAAUCGAGAUUGGCUUCAUUGCCAUGGUUGGCAUUCUUCACAGGCGAUGCUCCAGGGCCAACAUGUUGCCUUCAAACGUACGAACUCUGUUCAUCAUGCUCUACGGCACGUCGAUACUCAUCCUCAUUCGUUGUGUCUUCCGCGCCGUCGAGACGUUUGAGCUCAGAGACAUUCUCUCUAGCGGAGAAGACAACAGCAACGCACUCAUGAGGCGUGAAUGGCCUUUUUAUGUUCUGGAAGCCAUUCCUGUCGCUCUUUAUACGUACUGGCUCAAUAUCAUCCACCCGGGACGAUAUCUACCUCACGACCAACGUCAAUACCUCGACUUUGACGGCAAGACAGAACUUAUGGGACCUGGAUGGAUUCAUAAACGGCAUUGGGCCUUGUUCGUAUUAGACCCAUUCGAUUUCAUCGGAAUGCUGUCGAUGAAGAAGAGAGAUCCUUACUAUCUUCGCCCGAACGAGUGGCCUGAGACGGAGAACUGUUUUGCUCAGGGCAGAGGAUCCAACGUUAAGCCGGGAAAGUACAAGGCGCUUUCCAAGAAUGAAUCGAAUGAGUCGAGUGUCUGA